Messenger RNA from Thermothelomyces thermophilus ATCC 42464, 303 nucleotides. RefSeq lists its product as uncharacterized. The transcript has a single exon. The record is from RefSeq and is a predicted model, not a curated record. Lineage: Eukaryota; Fungi; Ascomycota; Sordariomycetes; Sordariales; Chaetomiaceae. Bases 1 to 303 code for a protein of 100 amino acids.
AUGGCGCACCAGCAGCCGACCCUCUCCGCGACCUACACGUCGACUACGAAUGAGGACUUCGACGUCCGCCUCCCGGUCACGGCACCCGCCGACAGCACGACGGUCGAGUCCAAAGCGAAAUAUCUCUCUGAGCUCCGCCAAUCUGUGACGUCCCUUCAGGACCGUAUCAACAAGGAGCUCACUGCGCGCAUGGAGGAAGACAAGGCGCGGGAGGCGAGCAGUGCGGUCGGCAACGGAACCAAGGUCGUCGACGACGAGAAGGAGGAGGAGAAUUACGGAGAAGAAGUGCAGGAGGAGGAAUAA